UGCUGAGGAGACGAGCCUGAGGCACGGAGGCUGAGGCGAGCUAGACGCCAGGACAGCCCAGGGUGCUGCAGCGCGGCGGGAGCCCGUAGCCAGAGCAGUCCCGGAGCAGAAACAGCCGCCGCCGCCGUCCGCGGAGUCCAGCCGAACCGGCCAUGGCGUUGUCGAUGCCGCUGAACGGGUUGAAGGAGGAGGACAAAGAGCCCAUCAUCGAGCUUUUCGUCAAGGCUGGCAGUGAUGGUGAAAGCAUAGGAAACUGCCCCUUUUCCCAGAGGCUCUUCAUGAUUCUUUGGCUCAAAGGAGUUGUGUUUAGUGUCACAACUGUUGACCUGAAAAGGAAGCCUGCAGACCUGCAGAACUUGGCUCCGGGGACCCACCCACCAUUUAUAACUUUCAACAAUGAGGUCAAAACGGAUGUAAAUAAAAUUGAAGAAUUUCUUGAAGAAGUCUUAUGCCCCCCCAAGUACUUAAAGCUUUCACCAAAACACCCAGAAUCAAAUACUGCUGGAAUGGACAUCUUUGCCAAAUUCUCUGCAUAUAUCAAGAAUUCAAGGCCAGAGGCUAAUGAAGCUUUGGAGCGGGGUCUCUUGAAAACACUGCAGAAACUAGAUGAAUAUCUGAAUUCUCCCCUCCCUGAUGAAAUUGAUGAGAAUAGUAUGGAGGACAUCAAGUUUUCCACACGUAAAUUUCUGGAUGGCAAUGAAAUGACUCUAGCUGACUGCAACCUGCUGCCCAAGCUGCACAUUGUCAAGGUUGAAAUAGCNGUGGCGAAAAAAUACCGCAACUUUGAUAUUCCCAAAGGAAUGACUGGCAUCUGGAGAUACCUAACUAAUGCCUACAGUAGGGAUGAGUUCACCAACACCUGCCCCAGUGAUAAGGAGGUUGAAAUAGCAUACAGUGAUGUAGCCAAAAGACUUACCAAGUAAAAGAGCACUUACGAGAGAAAUGUCUUCACAUCUUCCCCUAAGAACAUACUUUUCCUAACAGACUGCUCCUCUUCCUAGAAAGUAGAAACUUUAUUUGGCACGAACAUGCAGUUAUUCCAGAUUAGGAUAAAGGAUAGACAAGGUGUAGUAGCUGUCUUGAAAUAUAUAUACUCUCUAAACAGUAUUAUUUUAAAAUUCCUUUACCCUGACUAUAUCCCCUAGCCCGUAUCCUCCUUUCCUCCAAUUUGGAGACGCUCCAUCACAGACUUUCACUUUAAAGGUAGUUUGCCAUCUCCCUGGAGCCUUCAUCACUGGAGUCCAUUCACUGUGUGUCGAUGACAGAACUUUUGAGGUGCACUGUUCAACUGUUAAAAUAGUAACCGUAAAAAAAUAAAAAAAAUAAAAUAGUAACCGUGACCCCUUCAGUCAGGCCCAAACUGGUGCAUAAUGCAUGGUACAAGGAAUAUUUAUGUAUUUUUGGAGUUUUAUAAUAUUUAGUAAGAGUAUAUUAAAGGACUGCUACUGUAUCAAAAUAUUCUCUUUCAGUUUAGUCUAUCCUGGAUAUGUACUAAAGGAUGUUACCACCUGAGAAGAGUGCUUUUACAGAAAGUCAGUGCAGAUUUUGUUAUUUUACUCUGUACAUGGGUUUUUACUUUUGCCUAAAAGCAUUUUUCUUUCAUACUAAUGAUAACAUCUGACACUACUUAGAAGCUGAAAGUUUAGAGGGAAGGAUGGUAUUUUCAAGAUCUUCUCAAGCAUAUAUGUAUUUUGUCCAGUGACAUUCAUUUGGAACAUUAUUGAUUUCUUCCUUUAUUUUAAAAGUGCUCUUUUUUAAGGUAAGCAUCAGCCUUGCUGUCUAUAGAUCUUUUGAGCAACACUAUGUAAACUGUUAUUUAGUUCAUUUAGCUCUAGCAGUACAGUGAUUAGUAAUAUAAAAGUUAACCUAAGGAAUAUAGCAUGGGUUUGUCAAAAUAUCAGGCAUAUUUAAUGUGGAUAAUCUAGAGUGCAGUAUAAAUCAUAUAUUAAAAACAAGAUAAAACAAGUUAUUAUUCUACCCCAUUUACUGUUAGACUUCAGGUAGAGGAUGGUUCACUCCUUUUGGACUAAAUUAUAGUUGUGAUGGUGACUUCAUAUUUACUGCAGUUUUGCCUAAUCUCAAUCAUUGCAUUUCCUUCAAUUAAAUUUUUCUGAAGCUACAUUGAGGAAUAGCACUCUGCAUGUUUGUUUCUUAAACUGAAGUCCUAAACCAGGAAUUUUUUUGUGUUGUAACAAGGAAGGAUAAACAUGAUGAAAAUAAAACUUUGUUAAGUAUUUAUUCACUUAAAAGAAGGAAAAAAAUGACUUUCUGUGUACUACUCCAAAGACUGUGGUUGUAACUGUAGUUAAUGUUUUUGGUCAUUUUUAUACCUAACUUGUUUAAGAAGUGCUAUUUCUCAUAGGCUGUUUUUGGAAAUUUUAAGUAUAUUGCUUUAAAAUGGCAAUGUUUUUUUUCCCUACGAUAUGCUAACAUUUAGUAAACACUGGCUUUAAGGAAGCAGCCUGAUUUUUUAUAAGCAUUAUGCAUUUAUUUAAAUCUAUCAGUAAUUAGCUUGGUGUAGAAAGAUAAGAAAAACUCCAUAUUGUAUCCAUUUGGCUCAGGGAGAUUUCUUUGCUUUACCUUUUUUAGAACUCCUUAUUGCUGAACAAAGUUAGGGUACCCACCAUUUUGUAAUAAAGUAUUGGGUGAUGGCUUAUCUUGUUCCAGAAAGAAGCAGUAUCAGGUUAUAUGUUGAGAAAUUCUAUGGCAGCAGCUUCCGUGGGUGAGUUGCAUCACCUCUGCAUCAGUACACAGACAGCCAUAUUCACUUCUCACUUACUUGUACAAUAGGACUGACUUGGCGUCAGGUGAUAUCGAAUCUUGCCUCAUAGCUUAAAGCAUAAUUCAGGAGAAGCAGGGUGUCUAUUUCAGGUGAACGGUGGACUGAGUGAUGCAAGGUAGAGGGCUAAUGAGGACAGGGCCACAGUCCUCAAAACAGGGAUGAAGAACACAUUCUGAAGUUCAGUUGUGAAGAGUUUUCCACUUUGGAUAUUUAUUCUCUUCUUCUUUUUAAAAAAUGUACCCCAUGAUUACACUUGGCUGUCUCUCUAGAUAUCCAAGGAAGGGAGGGUCUAUCUGUUAUAAUUUUGAUGAAGGCAGAGUUAUGUUUCUGUCAAAAGACAGAUCUUAUUACUUAUCAGGAAAGUUAGUCAGAUGAGACUGAAAUUGGCAAAUGGACCAAAGCUAGUAGAAGACAGUCCUGGAACAGACCUUUCCCCCGUCUCACACUGUGGAGAAGUCACAGCUCAAAGCCUUGGGAGACUCGAAACAUGAAAGAUUUUCAUGGCAGCUCAUGUAGUGUAUGGGUUGACGUAAUAGAAAUCAUCUGAUAUUAUUUCUAUAACUACUGAAUCAUUCCCCCCUUCAUUUAAACCCCUUUUGUUCCACUUAAACAAGAUAAGAGUCUGAAUGGAAGAUCUUACAGUUUCCAAGGGAUUCUGAGAAAUUUUUGUGUUCAACAUUUGAAAGGCUGUCUACCGUUUCAGUUGAUAUAACAUCCCCCUUUAAAAAAAAAAAUAGAUGUGGAUUUUCUGUAUAGUUCUGUUAUUUUCUUUUACCAAGAUUGUUGACUUUUGUGAUAAAAUUCAUACAAGAUUUUAUUUCUUGGUAACUUUGGCUUAUACAACUAUCUUUAAACCCUUGAGCAAUCUGUAUACAAUGAAGAGGUUUCUGACAGUUUAUUCUUACACUCAUUUGUUUGACUUUAGAAUUUAGGCACGUUUACUUCUGUUGUUUUGAAUCUCUUUAGAGCUGUGUGUAGAUAGCCUUUAUUUCUGUGCAUUUAAAAUAAUCCAUUUAGAAAAUAUCUACAUGGUAAAAAUGAGAAGAAAUAGAAAUGUAUUUUUUCAUGAACAUUUUGAUACACAUUUCAUCAAAUUUAUUGAUUAACCAAUUUCUUACACUGGUUAUAAUCAGUAUUUGAUUCAAAGAGAGGGAAGCAUUCAUUAUUGUUAUUACUGUAUCAUCAUUUUUAUUCCAUCCUUUACAAAUUACCAAGGUUGGGGCUGUCAAAAUUAUACUACUAUUAUGGAAAAAAAUUUCAACUCCCCCAAACCAUAAUGUUGAACAGAAUUGAAGUAUUUUUUUUUAAUUACUUGAAAAGGAAAAUGAAAGCUUAUUAUAGAAUGCUUGUAUUUUCUUUUCUCUCUGUGGAACCAGUAUAUUGCUGGCAGCUAUUGUAUUAAAAAAUAAAGUAUAUUUUCACUAUCAUAAAAGGUUCUUUCUUCCCCCCCCCUCAUGAAAAUAAAUAACAAUUUGGGGUAAAAAUGUUUA
Molecule: messenger RNA, 4272 nt
Organism: Odocoileus virginianus texanus
Lineage: Eukaryota; Metazoa; Chordata; Mammalia; Artiodactyla; Cervidae
Source: RefSeq, a predicted model, not a curated record